CACGUGCCGGGGGGGGCGGUCCGGCGUUGCCUUGGCAGCGGCGCCGGCGGCUCGGGCUCGUUGGCGGCGGCGGCGGCGGCUCCAGCGCAGUCGGCGGGGCUGAGCGGACCCGCCCGGGCACUGCCCCCGCCGCGGCGCCAUUGCUUUCAUCAUGAGUUCCGAGUUAAAUGUCCCGGCGGAUCCUGCCACUCCUGCUUGCGGCUCUGAACCUGGCACAAAGGGCAUGGAUUAUCGGGACUGGGUCCGACGUAGCUAUCUGGAAUUGGUCACUUCAAAUCAUCACUCUGUUCAGGCCCUCGCAUGGAGAAAACUGUACCUGAGCCGAGCCAAGCUCAAAGCUUCCAGCAGAACGUCUGCUUUGCUCUCUGGAUUUGCUAUGGUUGCCAUGGUUGAGGUGCAACUAGAGAUGCAGUACAAGUACCCCCAAAUGCUGCUGAUUGCGUUCAGUGCCUGCACAACAGUGCUGGUAGCAGUUCAUCUCUUCGCCCUUCUCAUCAGCACCUGUAUACUACCUAACGUGGAAGCGGUGAGUAACAUACACAACCUGAACUCCAUCAGUGAAUCUCCACAUGAACGCAUGCAUGUCUACAUAGAGCUGGCCUGGGGUUUCUCCACAGUCUUGGGAAUCCUCCUUUUCCUCGCUGAGGUGGUGCUUCUGUGCUGGAUAAAAUUUCUGCCUGUGGACUCCAUUAUGAAAAAUGAGACUACCAUCAUGCAAAAGCCCAGCGGCCAUGUGGGCUGGCAAGCAGCCCUGGUCUCCACCAUCAUCAUGGUCCCAGUGGGUCUGAUUUUUGUUGUCUUCACCAUUCACUUCUACCGUUCUCUGGUGCGGCACAAAACGGAGCGACAUAACCGGGAGAUUGAAGAGCUUCACAAACUGAAAGUGCAAUUAGAUGGACAUGACAGAGGGUUGCAGGUAGUGUGACAGAGGAACAGGGAUCUGUUUCAAAGCAAAUCAUUUUGCUGAUGCUAAGAGCAAAAUAAACAUUUUGCUAACAGGAGCAACCAAAACCAAUGAUGGAUUAUUUGGGGGUCUAACCAUCUAAAAUGCGAAUUGCCUGAUUUUUAGGGCAAUGGGUUCUAGUUCUUUUCCAAACUAAUGGGGUCUCUGGCCUAUUUCUGGUCCUACGCAAUUGUGUACUUAAGUUGAUACUGCCACCCAGUUAAAGCCCAAAACUUUAUCUACUUUAACAUUAUGUUCUGGAGGGUGGUUUCCAAAGUGUUAUAUUUUAACAAUGCAACCUUCUUUUGCCAAGAGUGAAAUUACUUGAUACUUCAAAAAAAGCCACUGUAGGACCUGUUUGUUUGGGUUAUUUUUAAGUGCCAGGGCUCCCUUGCUGGUUGUGCAGCAGCAAACUGACAAUGAUUGUUUCCAGGAUUGAGGUGAUAAGUAGUGCUAUCUACUACAAAUCUAAGGACAUUUUGAAAGCACUGCAGAACGUGGGUGUUUGUCAUCUUUAUUAUAAAAUGGGUGUUACAGAAACAGGUCACUAGAAUGGUGCAAGAGGUUAGAAAUCAGCAGUCUUAGUACAUAUGUCCUCCUUUUGCUAUCCUCUCUUGCUAGUACCUAACCCUGUUUUAGAAUAGGGGAGAGAGAAUUUCAGACUGGCAGAGGGCUGGGAAACUCUGUUUUGCCUGCUUUAGUAGUGUCCAUUCUUUUCCAAUGAAUGAACACCAGUAACAUUAGAAGGUCUUGAUCAUGAAAGUUUGUGUAUCUAGGGAAGGCUUACAGGUAUUUUCAUUUUAACAACAAAGACAUUGUUAAAACAGGAAACUAACUGGGAAUUUAAAAAGGUCUGGCAUAAAUUUUGAAGGACUAGAAAAGCAGAUUUAAAGGGGUGAGGAAAGAUAACAUCGCUGAAAUCUGUCACUGUGUUUUCUUCAUUUGCUUUAUAUAUACCAGAAUAAUUCGUGUUUUGCUGGCUUGGUUUGCCACAGAGGGCUUGGAGUCCAAAUCCCGUGCUUUUCCCUUGUUCUUUGUGCUAAUUGUGCCUGAGAGCUCUCAGCAUUCUUACCUCUUAGGGAAGAAAGCAUCUUGCAUUUUCUCAAAUAACACAUACCCCUUGUGGCACAUGGAGCUGCAUUUUUGUGUUUGGGGUGAGCUGCAUCCAGCCUUUGCCAUUCCAAAGGGAAAGCUGCAUGCAGUUAAAGUACCAUCACAUUUCGUGGCGUAUUUCAGUGGAGGGAAGGGAUUCUUGUUUAUGCUUGUGUAGCUUAGUGAGUGAAACUUGUAAAGCGCUGAAGCAUCUUUCUGGGUGAAAGUAUAAAUAGUCACAACUAAUUACAAUUACUUCAUGGGGAGGCAAAAUAUUCUUCUGCAAUCAGUAGCUUGAUUUUCAUUUUUAAAGGAAAAGUAACACUUAUUUCAGCUACAAAAAUAUGUCAAAAUAUUUAAGCAAAACUGUCCUGUCCUGUCUCAUCACACUAAGUAAUCUGCAGGAUGCUGCCAGUGCUAAUUUCAGGCCCUAUUCCCUUGCAUUCGAUAGUAGUUUUACAAUUUCUGCCAAUUCUUGAAUAGUUCUAAAAUAAUGGAAGAAGUUUGUGAUGUUCUGUUUAAUCCUUUCCCUUUAACCAGGGGUAUUUAGGAAAUACGUCCGUGUACUAAGUAUCAGAUUCCCAGCAUGGAGUGUGUGUGAAAUGAGUGCAGCAAGAUGUGAAUGUAUCUUUAAAUCUCUCUCUCUCUCUCUCUCUCUCUGACAAGUUCCAAUCUUUUUUUUCAUUUUAAUUCAGUCAUUCCUGAGCAAGCAGGUAGCACUCGUCUGUUUUUUUUUUAUCAGUUAUUCUCACCCUCAUCGACAUGGGCCAUGUUUACACAGGACUACCUACUGCUUUCUAAAUGCACAAUAUAAGGACCUUGUUUCUCGAAGAGGGGUAGUUUUAAAAUUCCUGCUAAAGCUCCCGAAUGUAAUUUCUGUGACUCUCCAUACCAAAUGCUACUGCACUUCCUUAUAUGUAGCACCUCUAGCCUAAGGACCCCAAAGUGUUUUGAAUGUCACACAGUAAUCUCUUCUUCCGUUAUAGAAAUGUAGCCACUAUUUGACAUUGCACAGGUACCCUAUGCAAGUUUUAGGAUGGAACUUUAAUACUGAUUGCAGUUGAAAUUGCUGGGAUAGUUUAAGGAAGUAGAGUAUAAUUCCCUGAUUUGGAGGUUGGCUAGGACAUUAGGGUUGAAUUCUGUCCCAUCUCCCCACAGUAAAAAUUAGUAUUAACCAGAUUAAUUAACCAUUAACAUGUUAACCAGAUCAAGAUCACAGUAAUGAAAAUCAGAGUUUCAAAUAUAGUAACAUGAAAUUUUUCACAACCCUAAGUGAAAUAGCUAGGCUGACUUACCGUUUUUGGUAUAGACCAGACCUCAAGUUGUGUCUAAGUAUGUCCACUAGAGCAGUGGUUCUCAAUAAGGGGUCCGGUGCCUCCUGGGGGACCGCGAUCAGGUUUGAGGAGGGCCGCCAAACCUGAGGGCCGCGAUCAGGUUUCAGGAGGGCCGCCAAUUAGACUUGCUGGGGUCCAGGGCAGAAAGCCAAUGCCCUGAGCCCCGCCACCCAAGGCUGAAGCUGAAGCCUGAGCAACUUAGCUUAAUGAGGCCCGCUGUCAUAUGGUGGUCCUAGGCAGUUGCCCUGCUUGCUACCACCUAAUUCUGGUCCUGCCUUUUUAUAUGCAGAAAAACAGUUGUGGCACAGUAGGCCAUGGAGUUUUUAUAGCAUGUUGGAGGUGGGAGGCCUCAGAAUGAAAAAGAUUGAGAACCCCUUCACUAGAGGCUAUCUCCUGCAGGCCAGUAGGAUGAUUUGGCCCUCCAGCCAUAUCAAAUAAUCCUCUGCCAUGGCAAAUAAAGUCAAAACACCACCAAGUAAGAUUGUGCCUUUUGCCCUCUUUAGGCCACAGCCCUGCCCUGUGUGUGUAUGUGUGUGGUGGGGGGCGGGGCAGUAAUCCUUUCCCUUGCAUCUAUAGUCCUUUUACUGCUUGGCUGCAGGGGUCUAUGACAGCCAGGCAUUCCUAUACCCUCUCAUCAGCUUCUUGCUAUGGCUUCUCUCCAGCUCCUGCCCAAAGAGUAGUGGUUCCUUUUCUCUUUCUCCCCGUGCCUCUUCGUCUUCCUCUAAUGUGUCUUCCUCAUCACCACUCUUGCAUAUAGACUCACUGACAUCUGUUCCUUAAAGGUUGCAUAUGGUGUCAGCCACAGCUACAGAAAUUGUAGCUGAUCUAAAAAAGGAUGUUUGGCAGCAUGGUGAAAUUCGGCCGUUUCCCAAGCCAUGUCUGAAGCAGUAUGAGCUUGUUUUAAUUAGACUUUUGCUAAGACUCCAUGGAGUUGAGCCCUAUUUUGGCCAGCUGUGUGUGUCUGAGCCACUAUGCCAAAAUCCAGCAGCUGCUGCUUGUCUUCACAUGAACAGGAUUUUCAGUAGUGAAGCUUUUAAGUGCCUUUCCUUCCAUUACAUUCUCAGUUGUCUAAAUUUACCAGUUGUCUUCUGUUUACUGCAUUUUUCCCCACUGCCUCUCGUUGCUAUCGUCCCUCUAUUCCAGAUUUCACCCCUGGGACCCCCCUAUACUGUAGAGCGACCAUUUGUCUUCAGCUCCCAACUGCUUGCUUCAUGAUUCCCAGGGCCACAUUCUGCUUAGAUCUAUCUUUGUUCAGGCUUUCUCUCUGCAGUCUUCUGCUGAGCCCCUCAUGGGCUCUGCUUCAGAUUCUCUGCCGCAGGGAGCCACCAGUGGUCUCCCUGCAGACCCCCCGAUGACUGUUUCUUCCCCAGGUCAUAUCCGAGUCUUCUCGGGCAGUUCCUUCCUUGGCUCCCUUUUAGCAGGGAACCAUGCAGGCCCUGGCCCAAGCCAUCCCUGUUGAGCCUUCCCAACCAGCUGCUGCUCUUCUCAGGUCUGUCUCCUCUGCUGAGGGAAGGAACCUACCUAGUACUUGUAAGGCCCCUCCUCUUCAUAGUGUCAGGGGUCAGGGCACCUCUUAUUACUUAUAAAAGAUGACAGUGAUCUCUCUCUCUCUCUCCUCUUUCACUGCCACCAAGUAUCAAGUUUAGAGUAUUUCUGAAAAGAGUGAGUUUGAGAACAAGGGCAUUAUUGUGGGAAAGCCUGGGGGAAGAGAUGGGCUUCACACUUGGCUCUGAAUACAUUGAGGUUAGUGGUGGUUCUGAUUUCUUCUGGAAGUGAGUUCCAUAUUCUUAGUCCAGACCCUGUCUCUCAUGGUUACAAACUUACACCUAUUGACCAACAGUAUCAUUGUUCCCAUGAAAACAUGGUGGCUGGGAGGUCCUUGUCACAGAGGGAGAUAUGUGGACUCAGGGGUUUGGGACCAGUUCUGUGUAGAGCUUUGAAAAUCAGACUGUGACUUUGAACUGGACUAUCUUCAUUGGGAAGCCAGUGCAGAAAGCAGUGUGUUGGGAUAAGAACGACCAUACUGGGUCAGACCAAAGGUCCAUCUAGCCCAGUAUCCUGUCUUCUGACCAUAGCCAAUGCCAGGUGCUUCAGAGGGAAUAACAGAGCAGGUGAAUAAGUGAUGCAUCCCCUGUUGCCCAUUCCCAGCUUCUGGCAACAGAAGCUAGGGAUACAUCCUGCCUAUCCUGGCUAAUAGCCAUUGAUGGACCUAUCCUCCAUGAAUUUAUCUAGUUCUUUUUUGACCCUGUUAUAUUCUUUGCAUUCACAACACACUCUGGCUAAGAGUUCCACAGGUUGACUGUGCACUGUGUGAAGAAAUACUUCCUUUUGUUGGUUUUUAAACCUGUUGCUUAUUAAUUUCAUUUGGUGACCUCUAAUUUCUUGUGUUAUGAGAAGGAGUAAAUAACACUUCCUUAUUCACUUCUCCACGCCAGUCAUUAUUUAUAGACCUCUCUCAUAGACCCCCUUCAUCAUCUCUUUUCUCAAUCUUUGAAAUCUCUCCCUCAUAUGGAAGCUAUUCCAUAUCCCUAAUCAUUUUGUUACCCUUUUCUGAACCUUUUACCAAUUCCAUACAUCUUUUUUGAGAUGGGGUGACCAUAUCUGCAUGCAAUAUUCAAGG
This is a messenger RNA of Dermochelys coriacea (leatherback sea turtle), 5989 nucleotides long. RefSeq names its product ORAI calcium release-activated calcium modulator 2 (gene ORAI2). The record is from RefSeq and is a predicted model, not a curated record. Lineage: Eukaryota; Metazoa; Chordata; Testudines; Dermochelyidae. Gene Ontology annotation, molecular function: store-operated calcium channel activity. The transcript has 3 exons. Gene Ontology annotation, cellular component: membrane. Gene Ontology annotation, biological process: store-operated calcium entry. The coding region runs from base 152 to 925 and encodes 257 amino acids.